Echinops telfairi (small Madagascar hedgehog) is the source of this 3355-nucleotide messenger RNA. It is a transcript of the gene SLU7, whose product is annotated as SLU7 homolog, splicing factor. NCBI's taxonomy places the organism in Eukaryota, Metazoa, Chordata, Mammalia, Afrosoricida, Tenrecidae. Gene Ontology annotation, biological process: mRNA splicing, via spliceosome. Gene Ontology annotation, cellular component: spliceosomal complex. Gene Ontology annotation, molecular function: pre-mRNA 3'-splice site binding. The coding region runs from base 109 to 1860 and encodes 583 amino acids. The record is from RefSeq and is a predicted model, not a curated record. The transcript is spliced from 16 exons.
UGCUGGGAGAUUGUGAGACUCCGGAAGUAAACAUUGUGUAGUUGACUUUUUCUUGCGUCGUCUGGUUUUGGGGGUCGGCUUCUGCGGGAUUAGAGGAAACAAGUAACCAUGUCGGCUGCAGCUGUGGAAGCAGUUAAUGCUGCUCCCUUGUCUGGGUCCAAAGAACUGAGUUUGGAGGAACCAAAGAAGAUGACCAGAGAGGACUGGAGAAAGAAGAAGGAGCUGGAAGAACAGCGGAAACUGGGUAACGCUCCUGCAGAAGUUGAUGAAGAGGGAAAAGACAUCAACCCUCAUAUCCCUCAGUAUAUUUCUUCUGUGCCGUGGUAUAUCGAUCCAUCAAAAAGACCUACAUUGAAGCACCAAAGGCCACAGCCAGAGAAGCAAAGGCAGUACAGCUCAUCUGGAGAAUGGUACAAGCGGGGCGUCAAAGAGAAUUCCAUCACUACAAAGUAUCGAAAGGGAGCAUGUGAAAAUUGUGGGGCCAUGACACACAAAAAGAAAGACUGCUUUGAGAGACCUAGGCGAGUGGGAGCAAAAUUUACUGGCACUAAUAUAGCUCCAGAUGAACAUUUCCAGCCUCAGCUGACCUUUGACUACGAUGGCAAGAGGGAUCGAUGGAAUGGCUACAAUCCGGAAGAACACAUGACAAUUGUGGAAGAAUAUGCCAAAGUUGAUCUGGCAAAACGAACACUGAAAGCCCAAAAGCUGCAAGAAGAAUUGGCCUCAGGAAAAUUAGUGGAACAGGCUAAUUCUCCAAAACACCCGUGGGGAGAAGAAGAACCAAACUCUCAGAUGGAAAAAGAACAUAAUAGCGAAGAUGAAGAUGAAGACAAAUAUGCUGAUGAUAUUGACAUGCCAGGGCAGAAUUUUGACUCUAAAAGACGAAUUACUGUCCGAAAUCUGAGAAUCAGAGAAGAUAUUGCAAAAUAUUUGCGGAAUUUAGAUCCAAAUUCUGCUUACUAUGACCCCAAAACGAGAGCGAUGCGGGAGAACCCCUAUGCCAACGCGGGAAAGAAUCCAGAUGAAGUUAGCUAUGCAGGAGAUAACUUUGUCCGCUACACAGGAGAUACCAUUUCCAUGGCUCAGACACAAUUGUUUGCUUGGGAAGCCUAUGACAAGGGAUCGGAAGUGCAUCUGCAGGCAGAUCCUACAAAACUCGAACUGUUGUAUAGAUCCUUCAAAGUUAAGAAGGAAGAUUUCAAAGAACAGCAGAAAGAAGGCAUCCUGGAAAAGUAUGGUGGCCAAGAACACCUGGAUGCUCCUCCAGCUGAACUACUUUUAGCUCAGACCGAGGACUACGUAGAGUACUCCAGACAUGGGACAGUCAUCAAAGGACAGGAGCGGGCUGUUGCCUGUUCCAAGUAUGAGGAGGACGUCAAGAUCAACAAUCACACACAUAUAUGGGGAUCUUACUGGAAAGAAGGGCGAUGGGGAUACAAAUGCUGUCACUCUUUUGUCAAGUAUUCCUAUUGUACUGGAGAAGCUGGGAAGGAGAUUGCUAAUGCAGAGGAAUGUCUUCCAAAUGAUGAUGCCGGAGAGGAGCCCGUGAAAAAGCCUCAAACCCUCAUGGAGAUGCAUCAGGAAAAACUUAAAGAGGAUAAAAAGAAGAAGAAGAAGAAGAAACAUCAAAAGAACAGUUCUGAUAGUGAUAGUGAGGAAAAACGUGAAAAACUGAAAAAGGCACUGAAUGCAGAAGAGGCCCGUCUUCUUCAUGUAAAAGAGACCAUGCAAAUCGAUGAGCGGAAACGGCCUUACAAUAGUAUUUAUGAAGCCCGGGAACCAACGGAAGAAGAAAUGGAGGCUUACAGGAUGAAACGGCAGAGACCAGACGACCCCAUGGCCUCUUUCCUUGGCCAGUAGAAAGGAGUCAUAGGAGAUCAUCCAAAAUGGACACAACUUCUGUGUCCUUUUCAGCUUCUUGCUGAUAAUAGUAGAGGGGAAGAUCCUCUUCCGCUCUUCUUCCUGUUGCUAUUAUUAAAGCUUCCAGAAGUUCCACAGUAAGUUUAUUCUGUUCCAUGCUGAAGAAACAGAACAUACGUCAAAUGAGAGUUCAGAUGUUCGUUUUCUCUUGAUAAUGCAGGAAGAGUUCCCAGGUGGAUGCCUGAGUGUCCUCUACUCAACAGAUCUUACAUCUCAGUUAUUCCUCAUAUGUUGAAGCCUUUUAAUAUUUAUACACAUAUUUGAAUGUAGAUUAAUUUUUCUCAAAAACUCCUUCCUUUUUUAAUUACUAGUAACUCUAAUUAGAGUUAUUUGAAAUAAUUAUUGGUCUUUCUUAAGGUUAGGAACUAAAGCUGAAAAAAUUAUUCACCUUGGGCUUUUAAUCCCUGAAAGGAAAUCUGUAUAACAUGAGAACAACUCUUUCCCUACAUCUGUUUGAAUGGCAGUAUUCUGUUAUUUACUUGUUUUAUUUUUUUUAUUAUACUUCCUUUUUAGUACAUCUACAAACAGAACUAAGUAUCUUAGCCUUGACCUAUUGAAACUGUCCAUGGAAAAUUAAUUAUCUCCUCAUCCUCAAACCUGUGUUGUCCAAUCAGCUAGGUUUUAUAGCAUGCUGGAUGUGAACUUUGAGACAUAAGAAUCCUUCAUCUGAGAGGAUAUAGAUGUGUGAUAUUUUUUGUUUUAUUUAUGAUUGCCUUUAUGUAACAAUUGUGAAAAUUAAAUUGAAUAAAGAAAAUAGGAAAUCCAUUGUACUUAACUUUACAGCCAGCAGAUGUCGCUUUCUAUGUAAAAUUGGCACAAGGCAAACCUGGAGUUUUCUUCAACCAUCUGUCAGAAUCAAUUGUGAGAACAUGUAUAACUCUAGUUUUCACAAUCCUCAAGCUAAGAGCAUUGUGAAGCUGAUACCUGAAAAAAAUGGAAUCAGUGCCAACCAGUUAGAAAUCCCUGAUAUGAACUCAUUGACAGUACAGCUCACUAGCUUUUUUACAAACACCACUUGAAAGAUACUGUAUUAAGUGAGCAUCUCAGAAAUCUGGCUAGUAGAAGAGGGACUGAGUCAGUCUGUCGAACGCUUUUGAUACACAUGCGCUGGGUGGUGCUUGGCUGCAACCAGGAGGUUGGAGUUUUGAGUCACCCAGAGAGAAGAGCCUGUAAAUCUACUUCUAGAAAAUCAGCCGCUAAAAAACGUUCCAGUACAAUCCUACUCGAGAUUACAUGAAGCACUAUGAAGCAACAACAAAAAGUGAAUAAUACAUGGUAUCAAUUCUGCUCACACUAUUAUGAAAACUUUAAAAAUGGAAAUAGAUUUCAUUUUUUAAUGUCAAAAUUAACAUGGACGACAUAGUGCAAUGUAAAGCCUGAUACUGGUGUGUUGAAUUUUAUUUCUCUUGUCAGUAAAAGUAUUUAUCUGAGAAUA